GGAUAGUGGACCAUACUCUGUAUUCACUUCCACCCUCCCCAGAUCUCUCGUUUCCUCUUCCUCUCUUUUUCGUUGCCUUUCGUCGUCGUCGUCGUAUAGACAACUCUCCCCUCUACCUAAUCCUCAAUUUCUCCCUGUGGGUUGGAGAAGCAAUUCCUCUUCUUCAUCGGGGGUUCGCAGGUGCGCGCGUUCGAGUCAGGACAGGAGCUAUUUCUAUCAGAACCUUUAUUCCCUUCUCUCCCAAACGAGCAGCCAUGCUUUCCUCCUCCGCGAGGGCCUUCCGGGUCGGGGCCCGGCGGUGCACUCGAUUGCCCGUGCCCUCCAUCCCUCGAGCUACCGCUCCAGCCGUGCCCAGCUCGCGCCUGGCGGGUUACGCACGCCGCGCCGCCCUCUCGACGUCAACCAAGCAGCUCACGGACCUGAGCACCCGUGGCAUCGUCAUCCAGACCCUGAGCAGUGUGGGCUCCAGGAGGGAAGUCCAGCAAUAUCUGUCACACUUCACGUCAGUGUCGUCACAGCGAUUUGCUGUCAUCAAGGUUGGCGGGGCUAUCUUGACAGACUAUCUUGAUGAGCUUUGCAACAGCUUGGCCUUCCUCUACCAUGUCGGCCUGUACCCGGUUGUGGUCCACGGCGCCGGACCCCAGCUCAACAAGCUCCUCGAGGACGCCGGGGUCGAGCCCCAGUUCGAGGAGGGCAUCCGAGUCACAGACAACAAGACCCUCGCCGUGGCACGCAAGCUGUUUAUGGAGGAGAACCAGAGGCUGACCAACCGGCUGGAGGAGAUGGGUGUUCACGUCCGCCCAAUCACACACGGUGUCCUCGAGGCCGACUACCUGAACAAGGAGAAAUGGAACCUGGUGGGAAAGAUCACGAAUGUGAACAAGGAUAUGAUUGAGUGGGCCAUCAACCACAGAUGCCUGCCUGUGUUGACAUCCCUGGCGUACACCCCCGACGGGCAGUGCCUGAACGUCAACGCAGAUGUUGCCGCCGCGGAGCUCGCCCGUGCGCUGGAGCCGCUGAAGGUGGUCUACCUGUCCGAGAAGGGAGGGCUGUUUGAUGGCGAGGGCGGCAAGAUCUCUGCGAUCAAUCUGGACGAGGAGUUCGAAUGGUAUAUGUCCCAGUCGUGGUGCAAAUACGGCACCCGUCUUAAGAUCAGGGAGAUCAAGGACCUGCUGGAUACCCUCCCGCGGUCGUCGUCCGUCGCCAUCAUCCACCCUCAGGAUCUGCAAAAGGAGCUGUUCACCGACUCCGGCGCCGGGACCCUGAUUCGACGCGGCAACAAGCUGCUAUCCGCGACCAACAUACAAGAGUUUAGCGAUAUCGAGAAGCUGAAGGAGGUGCUGGUCCGUGACAGGGAAGGGCCCAACUCACGGCAGACCGUGGACGCAUAUGUAGAGUUCUUGAAGGAGAACCCCUUCAAGGCAUACUACGACGCCGACAUGAACGCGCUUGCAGUUGUUCUCCCGGCCACCGAGAGUCACCACGCGACACUGGCCACUCUUACCAUUACAAAGUCUGGGUGGCUGAGCAAUAUCGCCGAUAACCUGUUCACCGCGAUCAAGAAGGACUUCCCCAAGCUGGUCUGGACCGUCAAGGAGGACGACGAGAACCUGACCUGGUUCUGGGACAAGGCCGACGGCAGCUUGUCCCUGAACGGGAAUGUCAUGUUCUGGUGCGGCGUCGAGGAUGGCAACGAGAUUUUGCAGGUCAUGAAGGACUUUGAGGCGCAUGGCCGGGAGAUGCUGGGCGACUCCAAUUUGGAAGCCCGAAUCCACAGAGCGGCAAUCAGUGCCGGCGCUUCUUCGUCUGCCCCCCGCCAGUCCGUCGCGCAACAGGCCCGAGGCUACGGCACGGUCACGAGGUCCAGAUCAUCUUGGCUGCCCAAGGCACCAGCUCAGCGACGCGGGUUUGCGACAACGACCAACCCCAACCCCCCCCUGGGCAAGCGCAACAAGACCCGAGACGGUCCAGCUAAGGUCGCGCUCAUCGGAGCACGAGGCUACACCGGACAGGCCCUGAUCUCACUGCUGAACUCUCAUCCCAACAUGGAGCUGGCACACGUGUCGUCUCGGGAGCUGAACGGAACGCUUCUCGAGGGCUACGAUAAGGCCCAGAUCACAUACGAGAAUCUGAGCCCGGAUGAUGUGCGAGAUAUGGAGAAAAGGGGCGAGAUCGACUGCUGGGUGAUGGCGCUGCCCAAUGGUGUAUGCAAGCCCUUUGUUGAGGCAGUACACGAGGGCCGCAAGUCAUCGAGCCACAAGAGCGUGAUCGUCGACCUCUCGGCAGACUACCGCUUCGACAGCUCGUGGACAUACGGCCUCCCGGAGCUUGUCCAGAGGCAGAAGAUCCACGACGCACUCGACAUUGCGAACCCAGGCUGCUACGCAACCGGCGCGCAGCUUGGCCUGGCGCCCUUGGUGGAGCACUUUGGCGGAGAGCCCUCCGUCUUCGGCAUCUCGGGCUAUUCCGGCGCGGGCACCAAGCCCUCUCCCAAGAACGACGUCGAGCUGCUCACUAACAACCUGAUCCCUUACUCCCUGACCGACCAUAUCCACGAGCGGGAGAUCAGCUCCCAGCUGGGUCACAGCGUCGCGUUCACUCCUCACGUUGCUGUCUGGUUCCAGGGCAUCCACCACACGAUCAACAUCCCUCUGAACAAGACGAUGACGAGCCGUGACAUCCGCCAGCUGUACCAGGAGCGGUAUGCAGGCGAGAAGCUAGUCAAGGUUGUGGGCGAGGCGCCCACCGUCAAGGCGAUCAGCGGCAAGCACGGCGUGGAGAUUGGCGGGUUUGCAGUACACAGCUCUGGCAAGAGGGUAGUCGUCUGCGCAACGAUUGAUAACCUGUUGAAGGGGGCUGCGACCCAAUGUCUGCAAAACAUGAACCUUGCACUAGGCUACGGGGAGUACGAGGGCAUUCCUGUCCUAUGAUGAAAGAGGGUUAAGAAAUUUCGGGGCAGAGAGUGGGGCGGAAGGCGGGCUUGGGAGGUUCAAUUAUGCGUGUAUUUUGCAGGCAUCUGGCGUUCAGGAAAAGUUUCAAAGAAUCCGAGGUGUCUCGUCGACGUUUUGUCGAGGAGAAGAAUUGAUACUCCAGAAGCGUGUGGAGGCGAUGUACGAUUUGAGCUCGACUACUGCUGUACCUUUGCGCUACGGGAGAGUACAGACCGGAUGGAUGGAAUAGAUAAUAAGGGCCUUCAACGACUUCUAAGUUGUCAUUGACAG
Messenger RNA from Cryphonectria parasitica EP155, 3221 nucleotides. RefSeq names its product arg-6 protein, mitochondrial precursor. Gene Ontology annotation, cellular component: mitochondrion; cytoplasm; mitochondrial matrix. Bases 255 to 2930 code for a protein of 891 amino acids. Gene Ontology annotation, molecular function: acetylglutamate kinase activity; arginine binding; N-acetyl-gamma-glutamyl-phosphate reductase (NADP+) activity. Lineage: Eukaryota; Fungi; Ascomycota; Sordariomycetes; Diaporthales; Cryphonectriaceae. The transcript has 4 exons. Gene Ontology annotation, biological process: L-arginine biosynthetic process. The record is from RefSeq and is a predicted model, not a curated record.